AUGAGUACGCAGACAAUUACAGCUUCCUCUCAGGUUCACCUGGGGCCCCAGCACCUGGGCAUGUGUCCCGGUAUUAAAUCAACCACCCCUGGCACAAUCGAGGCUGCGAACCGACUGCUGCAGAAGAAUCAUGAUGAAUCUCACAUUUUCUGGAGGGAUUUUGCCGGGCACAAUCAUACGGUACAUAAUGUGCUUACGCGCCUGGCCAUUGGCGCGGAUGCUGCGGAUUUAGAGUCGGGAUAUGUUGACAACGAACGUGAUCGGCGCCCUAUGCCACCACUCGAUGAGAGCGUUAUCCGUGAGCUGGAGAGCGAUGACGGCUUCUACCGCCACCUCGGCCAGCUCUCUGAUUACACUAAUUACAUGGUCUUUUUCGAGCGCGAAAUAGAGCGCAAGGGCUGGAAGGAAGUUGUUAACGAGUAUUGCUUUGGGCGCACCCGCAACGCUGACGUCCUGCUCGCGCGCAUGUUUGAUGGCGCGUUCCACCCUAUUAUCCACCUAGGCCUCGGAGUCGAGUUCGAGCAGCCAAGCAUCGUGGCCGAAGCGCUUGCGCAGGCUGCUACUGACAUCAGCUUCGAGGUCGAUGUCUUUUUCCUCAACGCGGAGGAGUAUGCACGCAAGGCCGGCACGCCACCCUCAAAGCCAAGGCCACUUGUUGAACUCUACCACGAGGCCCACAGCAAUGAGAAAAUCCAUCAUGCAGCACGCUGGGAUGAUUUCCAGUGGAAAAUGAAGAACGGCGUCCUGGGUCGUGCAGGCCAUGAGAUCGCAGCACUGGCGGCGCAAUUCCGUGUUGAGCCAGCCACGCUAGAGCGCCGCACGGCGGAGAUGAUCAGCUGCUGUGCCUACCUUGCGGGCGCUGCGCAGCGCCCGGGCAAGGAACGCCGAAUUGACUUCUUCUACAUGCACGACGUAACCAGCUCCAUCUUCCUCACCAUACUUGCGCGUCAGCCUUGGAUUCGAAUCGAGGAUCGCAUACGAAUGGUCGAGUGGAAGGCUCGGCUUGACUUGGUCUGGUACGCCACCUGCGGUACACCCGAGCUCCGCCUCGCCGAGCUCGAGGGCUAUAAGGCCGGGGUCAGCGCAGGGUGGACCUGGGAGAAACUGUUCGAUGUCGUAAAAGGCCUCCAUGACGACGGCCAUGUAGCCAAAUUUGCUCGGGCUCUCAAAAAUGGCGAAGAGGUGUCACAGCCGUUCGAAAAUGGGCCGGAUGCAUCCGCGUUCCCAGUCAAGGGGGACAUGUGGCUCAAUUUGUCCCGAAUGGCGUAUGAUAUCACCCUCGAUGUGCCUCAAGAGAAGAAGUGGCCGGCUUUCGUUGGGUUUGAUGUACAAUGGGAAAAUGUCCCCGACUUGAAAGAGUGA
Messenger RNA from Diaporthe amygdali, 1362 nucleotides. RefSeq lists its product as uncharacterized. Bases 1 to 1362 code for a protein of 453 amino acids. Gene Ontology annotation, molecular function: oxidoreductase activity. The transcript has a single exon. Lineage: Eukaryota; Fungi; Ascomycota; Sordariomycetes; Diaporthales; Diaporthaceae. The record is from RefSeq and is a predicted model, not a curated record.